This is a messenger RNA of Ochotona curzoniae (black-lipped pika), 620 nucleotides long. It is a transcript of the gene PFDN2, whose product is annotated as prefoldin subunit 2. Gene Ontology annotation, molecular function: protein folding chaperone. The coding region runs from base 33 to 497 and encodes 154 amino acids. The record is from RefSeq and is a predicted model, not a curated record. Lineage: Eukaryota; Metazoa; Chordata; Mammalia; Lagomorpha; Ochotonidae. Gene Ontology annotation, cellular component: prefoldin complex; cytoplasm. The transcript has 4 exons. Gene Ontology annotation, biological process: protein folding.
UGCGCAGGCCGGAAACCCAGCAGGCGGCGAAGAUGGCGGAUAACAGCGGUCGCGCCGGCAAGAGCAGCGGGAGCGGCGCGGGCAAGGGGGCGGUGUCGGCCGAGCAGGUAAUUGCUGGCUUUAACCGCCUUCGGCAAGAACAGAGGGGCCUGGCAUCCAAAGCAGCUGAGCUGGAGAUGGAGUUGAAUGAGCACAGCCUAGUGAUCGAUACACUGAAGGAGGUGGAUGAAACUCGCAAAUGCUACCGCAUGGUUGGAGGAGUGCUGGUGGAGCGGACUGUCAAAGAGGUGCUGCCUGCCCUGGAGAACAAUAAGGAGCAGAUACAGAAGAUCAUUGAGACGCUGACACAGCAGCUUCAAGCGAAGGGAAAAGAACUAAACGAGUUCCGGGAAAAGCACAACAUUCGUCUCAUGGGAGAAGAUGAGAAGCCGGCCGCCAAGGAAAAUUCAGAAGGGUCUGGGGCCAAGGCUGGCUCAGCUGGAGUCUUGGUCUCCUAGGGACCAAGGUCUUCGCAUUUUUUUCUACCCUGACUCCUGCUUCUUCUGGUUCUCUUUAUUGUUAUUAUUAUUAUUAUUUUCUCUGCUAUUGUAAUAUUUUUUGUUAAUUAAAUGUUUUGGUCA